AGGUGGGUAUGGUUUCGACGGGAAGAUGUGGAAGCGGUAGAGUUGACUGAAACGACUUAGGCGAAGAGAUGUUCUCUGUACGGAAAACUGAUAGGGAUAAGAAAAAGUAACAUACGCGUUGCAAGCAGUCGGAGCGACACAGCACUCAAACGGAAAAUACAAGGAUCGAUCAGGUUUGGGAUUUAAAUUCAGUAAGCGCUGCUCUGAAAACCUUCAUGACCUUCCCAUCUUCUGCAACUUGAAGACAUUUUGCGGGACACUCGAGAGCUAGAUAGCUAAGUUAAUCUUGUUUGCUUAAAAACCAUUUUGUCGAGACGUUCAAGGUAAAUGCUUCUAACUGGUCAUAUAUGCAAUGGCUUGUAGUCUGAAGGACGAACUUCUGUGUUCCAUCUGCCUGAGUAUUUAUCAGGAUCCAGUUAGUUUCGGUUGCGAGCAUUAUUUCUGCCGAAAGUGCAUCACGGAGCACUGGAGCCGACAGGAGCACCACGGGGCGAGAGACUGUCCCGAGUGCCGGAGAACCUUCACGGACCCGCUGCUCUCUCCGAGCCUCAAGCUGUCCAACAUCGUGGAGAGGUAUUCCGCCUUCCCCCUGGAUGCCAUUCUCAACGCUCAAAGGAACUCGUACCCGUGCAAGGACCAUGAAAAGGUCAAGCUGUUCUGCCUCAGCGAUAAGAGCUUGGUCUGCUUCUUCUGCGACGAGCCCGCCUUGCACGAACAGCAUCAAGUGACCACCAUAGAUGAGGCGUUCGAGGAAAUACAGAGGGAGAUGAAGGAGCAGCUGGCCACCCUGCAGGACAGUGAAGUGGGGCACACAGAGGCCCUGCAGCUGCUACAGAGGCAGCUGACCGAAACCAAGUCGUCGGCGAAGAGCCUGCGGGCGACGAUCGGCGAGGCGUUCGAGCGGCUGCACCGCUUCCUGCGCGAGCGGCAGAAGAGCAUGCUGGAGGAGCUGGAGGCGGACACGGCGCGCACGCUCUCCGACAUCGAGCAGAAGAUCCAGCGCUACAGCCAACAGCUGCGCGACGUCAAGGAGGGCAUCCAGAUCCUGCAGGAGCGGCUGGGCGAGAUGGACCGCCACGGCUUCCUGGAGGGUGUCGCGCUCACCUCAGAUAGAAUAAAAGGGAAGAUCCACGAAACCAACCUCACCUAUGAAGAUUUCCCAACAUCCAAGUAUAUGGGACCCCUGCAAUACACAAUAUGGAAGUCUCUCUUCCAGGAUAUUUCUCCAGUGCCAGCGUCCCUGACCCUUGACCCCAUCACGGCGCACCAGCGGCUCAUCCUGUCAGACGACUGCACCAUCGUCGCCUACGGCAACCUGCACCCCCAGCCUCUGCAGGACUCUCCCCGCCGCUUCGACGUGGAGGUGUCGGUGCUGGGGGCGGAGGGCUUCGGGGGUGGGGUGCACUACUGGGAGGUGAUGGUGUCGGAGAAGACCCAGUGGAUGAUCGGGGUGGCCAGCGAGACGGUCAGCCGAAAGGGCAGCAUCCAGAUCCAGCCCAGUCGCGGCUUCUACUGCAUCGUCAUGCACGACGGCAACCAGUACAGUGCCUGCACCGAGCCCUGGACCCGCCUCAACGUCAAGAGCAAGCUGGAGAAGGUGGGCGUGUACCUGGACUACCCCAAGGGCCUGCUGGUCUUCUACAACGCCGAGGACAUGUCCUGGCUCUACACCUACAGAGAGAGAUUCCAUGCCAAGCUCUUCCCUUACUUCAGCCCGGGCCAGAGCCACGCCAACGGCAAGAACGUGCAGCCACUGAGAAUCAACACGGUCCGUCUAUAAGACCCGAGAGUCCCGGGGGAAGGCGGUCAGCCACUAGCUGUACAGCUGAAUAAUCCUUGGGCACUGUGCCUCCUAGAAAUAACCUGAAGCUGAUAUCACUGAAUCUGGUGUCUAAAAGGCACAAAUUGCUGAAAAAAAAGUAAAAAAAAAAAAUCUGAAUUUUAAAAAAGUGGGGGUGUUCAUUGAUUUCAGUCGUAUCUGGUGUUUAGUUCCUGAGAGUGGCUAAGGGAUUUGCAAUGUUUAGGCUUGACUGUGUGAUCUCCCCGAUCAGAAUGUCUGAAAUCCUCGCUGCUUCCAUUAAGACCGUUGUCUGGAGGUCUCUGUAUGGAUAAUACAUUACAGACCAUGAAUUAUUUAUGCAGUGGGGUGAGAAAUAGAGUGGGGAAAGACCUCCUUAGAAGCAGCAUUGCCUUGGCCGUCCACGCUGGUGUGCAGAAGGUGAGCUGUACCCGAAUCACACUGUGGGCCUUCGCUAGCGUUUCAGCCGCGCCUGCAGUGACCUUGCUGGCCGAAUCCCUCCCCUGCAGGGGUGUCCUAAAAUCUCACCAGGGAGGUGAAUCUCACCUGGGACCCAUCUCAUGCAUCACGCUCAGUAGAUACCUGUAUGUGAAGCUGGUUAUUGCAGGUCGUGCUCCAUUCUGGCAGAUGUUAUGUAUAAUGUGCACUGCUGUGCUGAAUAACGCCGUGCUUUGAAUCCCCCUGCGCCAGACGCAGCUCAGUCUUGUUGUGAGUGCCGUGCUGAGGGCUGUCAGAGCUGUCUUUCCACUCAUUCCCUCUGCAGCCCAAUCCGAACAUGGCGCUGUGGUCAUAAGGCGGCUCUGGUGUACAGGGAAUCGGGGUGUUCGCUCCCAGAGGGCGGGAGGUCUUGCUGUUUGCACUCGUCAUCAGUGAUGGGAGCGUGCGGCUUCCUGAACCCCUGUAACAGGGCGGGGCUACAGCCUGCUGUCAGUCACUGACUCCUGCGAACCAAUCCAAAGACUUUGCCCUCCACUACAAAACUCAGCGAUGGGCUAAAAUUAGUGAAGAGUCAUUUUCAUGGCCAGUGAAAGCAGCUCCACCCAUUUAAGGGUUCAUGAAGCCUCACUCUUUCAGUAUUACUUGUUAUGUGUUCAUGUCUGGUUUUAAGGGACUGAGAGUUCUCAAUAUCUGUUGCUGUUGGAAGUGGGGAUUUCUUUCCAUAUGUCACAGGCAUGCUUUUUUCCUUCAUUGAAGUUCAGCUUUUUGUUUGCAGAGAAUGAUUAAUCAUUUCUUUUUUUCAAACUUUUCUUCUCUCUUUUGAGGGAUUAGUUAUCCAUGUAAGUUCAGAUGGGAGUGAGGAUCCAAAAUCUGUUUCUUUUUAAAACACAUUACAAUGUUUUUCUUUAUUGAUUUGUUAAAUCAUAGCAUUGAGAUUUAUCCGUUUGGCCCCAUAUGAAGUGCAAUCGUCUGUAAUGUUACAGAAACAGUUACUUGAGUUUUCUGGUCUCUGUGGCUCAAGUACAGGAUAGAUUCUGGCCCAUUGUAGGCAUACUAGUCUAAAUCCUUUCCUUGUUCAUUCAGCAAAAAGACAGCUGAAACAGUUACAUAACAGCCUUCAGUAUCCUAAGGAGUGGUUAAUAGCAACACAGGGUUUGCCACUGCAGCAAAGAUGUCAAAGGUAAUGCUUGCACUAAUUAGAUUACAAUUUCCCUUUCCCUAUCAACUUUUUAAAUGCAUUGGUGAUUUUGUCCCUGAAAGAUGUUGCCAAAUAAAUCACUGUAAACAUUGUGUGUUCUUGCACUCAUCAGUCCCCUGACGCACACACGUGCACACACACACACGCACGCACAGACACACACACACACACACACAC
Molecule: messenger RNA, 3611 nt
Organism: Megalops cyprinoides (Indo-Pacific tarpon)
Lineage: Eukaryota; Metazoa; Chordata; Actinopteri; Elopiformes; Megalopidae
Product: E3 ubiquitin-protein ligase TRIM62-like
Exons: 6
Coding region: 353-1780 (475 amino acids)
Biological process (GO): positive regulation of canonical NF-kappaB signal transduction; innate immune response
Molecular function (GO): zinc ion binding; protein binding
Source: RefSeq, a predicted model, not a curated record